UUUGCUGCGAGUUGUUGGCUAAACAAGUUAUUUGACACGACGACAUCUGGUUUAUACACGCAUGCAUUUGUUAGCGUAUGCCUAUUGGUGCUGCACAAUUCACCUUUUUCUGUUUUGCCCGUUUGUUUUUUUGAGUUCCUCCUUGUCAGCUUGUUUUGCACCAACCGGGCCUUUAGCAACGUGAAGCUGACAAUGUGGCGAAACACACUAUUCAGCAUUGUUUGCGCAUUCCUUGUGAUUUGUCUCGCAGUCCAGACUCAAGGUGUUUCCGCUUCCUCUCAGUGUAAUGGGAUUCUAUCAUGUCCGGCCGCUGUAUUAUCAGCCAUCGGAGUGGGAACCGGCGAAUACUGCUGUUAUGCGACUGCGGACACGAUAAGCGCGUACUGCUGCACUUUUUCUGAUUACAUCCAAAACAGGACCGGUCUUUCGCUUGGGGCAAUAAUCGGGAUCGUUGUCGGAGUUGCGGUUGGCUUUAUUGUUCUGUGGAUUUUGUUGUGUUGUUGCUGCGGAUGGUGCUGUUUCCGGACCACACGGUACAGUCGCACUAGGACGUACAUCAAUUGAGCUGGAGUCGUUUUUUACGUUGGCUAAAGUUACAACCCAUUACACAAAUUUUGAUCAGCACCUGGACCGAAUUCUGUUGCAGAACUUUAAUAGUAUUGCUAACUAGUGAUUAUACGCAUGACUGCAAAAUUUAUGGUUGCAAUUGCUGUUAAGCAGCUGGAUCCUUUGCUAGCGUUUGGGAGUGUUUGACAUUAUGUGAUGACCGGAAAGUUCCUUCGCUGGAAUGUCCACAAAAUGGCUAUUAUGCUUUUGACUGCCGCGCAGUGCAAGUUAUAACGCCUUAUCGCGCAAAUAACGUUUUCACCAUUUGCUUGCUGCAGCUCUGCGGUGUGCACUGCAGUUGCACUUAUUUUAUUCUCCGUAAUGGAAUAAGCUAAAUUUAUCGACUUUGCUGGUUUUCUGUUCUUUACAUGUGCUCGUGAAAAGAAAGCCAACAACUGGUACAGAAUAA
Messenger RNA from Paramacrobiotus metropolitanus, 1015 nucleotides. RefSeq lists its product as uncharacterized. The transcript is spliced from 6 exons. Bases 193 to 564 code for a protein of 123 amino acids. The record is from RefSeq and is a predicted model, not a curated record. Lineage: Eukaryota; Metazoa; Tardigrada; Eutardigrada; Parachela; Macrobiotidae.